UACAACAUCAGAUCUUCCUCAUCGAAUUAUGUAUACUUUACUGAUUCUGCAGGUUUUAUGUGUGGCUGUUUCCAAUGCCUUUCUCGUGUCCGCUUCCGGUUGCAUGGUGCCGCCCCCGUCCUCCAAUUUCACCAACGCACGUUAUUAUGGACUUUGGUACGAGGUAGGCAAGAUCCAGACAGCAGGGGGCGGAUUCUUUGAGAAGGACUGUGUGUGUACCACCAUAGGAAUUCAACCCAAAACUGGGGCCACAAAUGGGGACGCAAGCGCAGUCAACAGCUGCCGAAAACUGUCACCGACUGGAGACUUCCUCAACGCCACAGGUGCUCUGACAGGUGAAGUUGUUCCGGGACAUUGGAAGGAAGGUUUUUUCUUCCUUGCACCCAAGGCGGAUUAUACGAUUAUAUACCUAGACGAAAAUUACGCCAUUGAGUAUGACUGCACUUCCGCUUUCUUCAUGACAAAUUACUGCGUCCAUCUGUUGUCAAGGAAACCCACGGCCGACGCAGCUGCAGUGACAAUGCUACUCGACUUUGCCAAUUCUCUAAAACUUAACACAGACCAUCUUAACUACCAGCCUACCAUGCAAAAUGGCUGCUGGUGAUUAGUUAAUUGUCUUAUUCAAAUGUUGUCAGAUCUCGCAUUUGUUACAAUCUGUUACAAAUAUUUCAACUUGGAUUAAUGUCGAUUUAUACGCAGUAUUGUACUUCUUGAGGUUUAAAAGAAGUUACGUUUAAUUUCAUGUUUCGUAUAAGUUCUAAACUUUCAACAAAUACCACAUGUGUGCAAAUUUUAAAAUUCUGUACUUAAACAUGAAAACAUCGGUUCAGGCUUAUACAUGUACAUGUAGUAUGUAGAUUUAUGCAUUCGAUCCAUUGUCACAUUUCUUGUUAACUAUGCAGCUCAUUUGAUGAGCGUGAAAGAUAAAGUAUAGUUUUGUUCAUUGACUGUACUCAUCGAAAAGGUAAAAUACGAUUACCCUUGGAUUUAGAAAUAUGCACGUGCUAAACCAUACAGAGACAAUACGUCACUGCUUCGCUCACAAUUGCUAUUGCUAAAACACAAUGAAAUUGCUUUGUUGUAUUGUUUUGUUUGUUAUGGUAUGUAUCCGUUAUUUCAUACAUUUCAACAAGAAAUGCAUUUGAAUAAUGCGUAAGAACAGAUAUAUUUAAGAAAAAACAAAAUGUUCUAUUGUUUAUUUAAUUGUUGGCACAUACAAUGUGUAUAUCGGGUUUCUAAAUGGUAUAUAAUAAAACGUUUUA
This is a messenger RNA of Mizuhopecten yessoensis (Yesso scallop), 1262 nucleotides long. RefSeq names its product apolipoprotein D-like. Lineage: Eukaryota; Metazoa; Mollusca; Bivalvia; Pectinida; Pectinidae. The coding region runs from base 29 to 604 and encodes 191 amino acids. The record is from RefSeq and is a predicted model, not a curated record. The transcript has 4 exons.